Molecule: messenger RNA, 3809 nt
Organism: Porites lobata
Lineage: Eukaryota; Metazoa; Cnidaria; Anthozoa; Scleractinia; Poritidae
Source: the annotation of a GenBank genome assembly
AUGUUUAAAGAAAUCCAACAAGGUUACACUAGAUUCGGUAUCAGUGAAGAUGAAAUUUGCCCCAGUUGUUACAACGCGCGACUUAUUAAGGUAAGAAUAAGUAUAUAACUCAUCAUUUAUUCCUUGUUCUUGGUGUUGUUGAUAUUUUUGGAAUUGUUUUUUUUUGUAACACAGACAGUAGUUUGCAGCGUUUGGGCUUACCUUUACAAUGAUAUUUUUGAGACGCUUUUUUUGUACAAUCGUAUAAAAAUUCUAGUUGUCUAUAUCACCUCCCGGUCAGCUCGAUUGGACAAGCGCCGGUCUGCCGAGCGGUAGGCCGCUGGUUUAAAUCACGGCCGGACUAACACUCGCUUCCUUACAUGGAACACAUUAUCACUCCCAACGCUGUCAACCUAAUCUAAUCAAACACUUGCUCUAGACUUUUGAUAUUGUAUUUUUGCGUUAGAAUGAAACUUUAAAAACUGUUAAUAAUUCGGCAGAUGUACAUCGAACUCUACGGUUCUGAGCAGCAAGAUACAAUACCUGACAAAAUUCAUCUGAAGGUGCGCCACCUAAGCGGAGCUCAUUUCCUGGCAGGUGACAAAAAGAUUAAGAAUUACCGCCAGCCAAUAACUGACUACAGGAAUCUCAAGUUCGAUCGAUUUACCAUCAGCAAUGACAAGGAGUGUCGCAAGGCAAAGAAACAGGGGAAAAAUUCAAGUAAGCAUUCAUAAUAGUAGUUUAAUUUUAAAUUUUAAAGCACUCCUUUAUUCGCAUUAAUGACAAUAUCCUAAGGCCCCGUGCACAUAAUGCACAUAAUGCAAUUUGAAAACGGAACUUUAUUUUUCCGGUUACGCCUUCCGUCCACACUAAUCCGCACACAUCCUGAUAAAUUCUCCAUCGAAAACGGAACUUUUCGAAAACGGUCUCCAGAUCUAGAGUGGAAGAAUUUAAAAACGCCGGCUAGCGGUAUUAGUGUGGACGGAGAACAUUUUGAAAACGGAACUUUUCGAAACGGGCGAUGCUCGGCGACACGUCAUGAUUGUCAUGUGAUUUCAUUGCCCAAGUCUUCCUAGGUUAUAAAUCCAACAUGGCGGACGACGAGAUCAUAGUUUUUUUGUUGUCCAUGAUAUCAAGUUUAAUUACGUGCUUGGAGUUAAAUAUCGCACUUUAUAACAUGUAUGAGAGAAAUCAAAGGCCUUCGAAGUUUUGUAGUCGCCUGUGACAUUCAACAACAAUUUCACCUCGUCAUCAGACCAUGAAAAGUAUUCGGUUUUGUUUUUUUCUUCCGUAGUAUUAUUCUUAAGGCUUGACAUGCUGGGUAAAUUAAAAAAGAUAAUAACCUCUUUCGCGUAAACAACAACGUCACAACGUUCAAAUAUGGCGGGAGUAAGGAGAAGUCGGCUAGAAGCCGACUUCUCGGCGGGCUCAACGCCUCGAUAUGCGCAUGCUCAAAGGUGCGUUUAAGCGUUUUUGACGCCUCUGAUCUUUGUAGUGUGGACGCAGACAGGAGCUCAUAUGGGCUCCUGACGCAGAACAUUUUAUCCGUUCUCAUGUGUGGACAGCAAACUUUUGUUUCGUUUUCAUUGUGAGAGUUCCGUUUUCAAAUUUAUCCGGCAUAGUACUAUACUUGCAAGAAAGGGACAUUUUACUCGAGUCUAAAACAAAGGGAAUAGGAAGCAAUGGCAAGCAGGCAGUAACUGAAUGAUCAAUUCAGUACAGUCUGUGGAACGUCCAUCAGGGGACACCCUCGGGAUCAAGGCAAUUAUCCCCUGAAUAGAGGUGUUCCCUUAAUGGAAUUUGGGCCGGAAUUUUGUUGAUAAUUAACCAACAAAUGAAAUAUUUUUAUUUUAUUGUACCUCGGAAUCUGCUACCGUCAUUAUUUUUCAGCAGUUAGAUAAUGUAUCUAUAUUAAAAAAAUCACGAUUAACUUAUCUCUGCGAUGUUGUGUGUUGAAUUCCUACAAGUGCAGUACAUCAAUUUAAGUGAUGUAGCUCGUGUAGUGAAAGUUGUCGCCACUGUGACUGUCAGUCACUUUUCAAGUGCUAAGGUGUCCCCUGAAUGGUGGUUGAAUCCCGCAAAAGUGUCCCUUUCCUCUUAAUAGAGGUGUCACUUCAUUAGAACUAACAAAUACAAAGAUUAUGCGAACGUUUUUCUGGCGUCAAAUUUUGUGUCCUCUGAAUAGAGGUGUCCCUUGAAUAGAGGUAUCCUAAAGGAAAGGUUCCACUGUAUUAGUUUAUAAAAAAAGGUAGCAAUUAUCAGCGUGCACAGAUCAAGGAAAAAUCGUUCUGAGUCGACAGGCAGUGCGUAUUCUUCAGGAAAGGAGAGAUUCCUCAUAAUUUCUUAGCGCCUUGAUAAUCUGUUAUUCGAUUCAUCUUUAUCAUCCUUCGACUGCGAGUAUUCGCUCAUUUUCCUCAGGGAUAUAUGUAGUAAAGCGAACAUGAAAAUCGCCACACAUUCACUCCCUCUAUUAUCCCUGAGGAAAAUGAGCGGCAACUGUUAGACUCUAUCAUCCCCUGUCUUAGGGUACUGUGUCGAAAAGGACGAUCGUCGAUGGGAACCGAUGUGCAGCCACCCCUUAAAUGGUCCAACCGAUUCUGGCUUGAUGAUGGGAAAAGAGGAGUGUACAAGUCCUUCUGGUUAUUACGAGCUGUUUAUUCCUGUGGACAAGAAUCUAGACUGCAGUGCCACUAGGAUGAAAGACACCAACUGCAAAGAUCUUGACGUGAGUUUCAGCUCCUGAAAAUUCUCGUACAGUGCAUCGUUAACGCCCGGCAGGUUGUUGAGCGUUUUUAAAAGCACCAAAGCGGAAGUUUUCUUGUGGUCUUAGUUUCCUGUCUUAAUCGCAGAGGGUUAAAUCCCGUUUGGCUGUCUUGGAUUAGAAGUUCCGCGAAUUAUGAAGCUUUUAAGAAACAUCUUCCGCGGUAUUAAAUCGGCAAUGCGCGAAGAAGUUAUGUACACCAGAUGCUGAGAACACGCUUCCACCGCCAAUCGGCUUAAUUUUUAUUAGUUUUGCCCCUUUGAACUUGGUUGAAAUAGGCAUCUGUCUUUUGCAAAUCAUUCCACUGCAUUUUCGACCAUCGUUUACGAGAGACAGCGUGGCUGAUUGGUCAACGCUUCGAACUCGGGUUCGAGUCCCGCGCUCCGACCACUGGGCGGAUUUCAGUUUAAGUCGCUUGGGGUUCAACUCCUCGGCAGUGCAUGCAAAGGGACUGCAUAACCAGCUGACGACGUUCUUCUAGUUGGUUUUUUUUUUAACCCUGUCAUGUUAUAGUUUUGAGAAAAAAAAAACGACAACAUUUUUUAAACCAAAAGUUUGAAAUCAUGAAACACAGAAUGGAGUUUAUGAUAAUGCGAGAAAACUGUUACAACAUAAUAAAGAAACGCGAAAAUGUGUGACUAUAAAUUCGACUCUGUGUUUCACGAUUUCAAGCUGAAGAUGACAGUUAACAUGUCUAAGUAUAAAAGUAUUGGUUUUUUUUCGUUUAUUUGUUUUUUAUUUUUUGGUUAACUUAUAAUUAGUCUGCAACUCUCCAGACCUACUGUAAUGUUCUAAUUAAAACACUUGUUGCUAAUUAUUGAACAGAAAUGAUUGUAAAAUUUCUGGAGCUGUUAAGUGCACUUCCACUCUAAAAAAUAUUUUGUUUAUUAUUUCAUUUUAGCUGACGAAGUUCACUAAGAUGAACGUUUGGGUGUAUUACUUGUACUGGUCGAACAAGUAUCCUGUCGGACCUGAUGACCCCGUAUGUCGUGUUGCAACGAUAAAACGGAAUCAAACAGAGAUCGUCAAACAGCAGAUUCCUGAUGCCCUAGAAGAAGAUAAAGAAUGA